Molecule: messenger RNA, 7994 nt
Organism: Dermacentor silvarum
Lineage: Eukaryota; Metazoa; Arthropoda; Arachnida; Ixodida; Ixodidae
Product: Down syndrome cell adhesion molecule homolog
Exons: 28
Biological process (GO): dendrite self-avoidance; axon guidance; homophilic cell-cell adhesion
Cellular component (GO): plasma membrane; axon
Molecular function (GO): cell-cell adhesion mediator activity
Source: RefSeq, a predicted model, not a curated record
CACGACCGGUGUUCCUCGUGGAACCUCCAAACCGCGUGGUGUUCAGCAACGCCACCGGAGCCCACAUUCCCUGCUCAGUGUCCGGUUCUACCGCGACCCCAGAUCACGUGGCACACGCACCAAGGUCAUGCCGUGGACUCUCAGAGUGGUGCCGCCGUUGCGAAAGGCACCAGCGCCACCACCUCGGGCAAGGGCGGCUCGGGGGACGUCCUGGUCGCCUCGGCUACUCCGUACGGAUUACGCCGCGUGCUGCAAGACGGCACUCUCGUGUUCCGGGCAUUCGGAGAGCGCGAGUACGCAGCCGACGUCCACCAUGCCACGUACCGCUGCUCGGCAACAAAUGGCGUCGGCACCAUCGUCAGCAGGGAUGUCAAGGUCCGAGCAGUUAUCCUGGAAGAGUUCGAGGCACACGUGCACGAUGACUAUGUUCCGCGAGGCAACACGGCACUGUUCCGCUGUCACGUUCCUAGCACGCUGCGACAAUAUCUCAGCGUCUCCUCGUGGACCACGGAAGAUGGCCUUGUGAUCGGAAGGCACGAGACGCAGUCGCAAAGGCUGGGCGGCCUCCCGGGCAUAGGUCACGCUCUGUACGCAGAUGACAUCACUAUCUGGUGCGCAAAGGGCUCCCUAGCGGAAAUGAAGCAAGCUCUACAAGCGGCCUUGGACGAGACAGAGGCUUACCUCGCGGACACAGGUCUCAAGCUGUCUCCGAGUAAGUCGGAGCUGCUACUUUACAGACCGGCAAGGAGCAUCAAGAAAGUGCUAGGUUUGCCGAUUGCCAUGAGCUCCGACAGGCUAGAUCAACUGGGAAUGCACAAUAACAUAGACGAGAUCAUAGAGGCGCAGGUCACUGCCCAGGUGGUCAGGCUGUCGUCGACCAAGGCUGGCAGGCGAAUCCUUGACGUGACUGCAUCUGAUGCAAGACAUCGUUACCGCUGUCACGUCCGACACCGACUGACUGGGGACAUCCGGCCCAGUGUCAGUGCCGGCAGCCUCUUUGUCACGGAGCCCAACGGCAAGCUGGCACCGCGGAUCCUAAAGGGCCAGGCGUCGGUCGAGGCCGCGCUGGGCGAGGACGCCGAGAUGCCGUGCCUAGCCCGCGGUCACCCGGCGCCAACCACACGCUGGUUUCGGCGCUCACCGCGUGGCACGCUGAUCCCAGUGCGGUCGGGGUCGGUGCAUCUUACGGGUGCGUUGCUCCUCCGCGCUGUCAGGGAGUCCGACCAGGGUCGCUACACUUGCUUGGCCAACAACAGCGUCGGCGAGGACCGCACUGACACCGAGCUGCUCGUCAGACCGAACGCUAGCGUCGUGGUGCUUCCCGAGGAGGCCAGGGUCGAGCUGGGCCGAGCGGUGACGUUCAACUGCUCGGCUCGCGGUUUCCGUGGAGCGGUCGCCUCCACCUGGUGGGUCCACGAUGGCGCGCCCCUCAAGGCCAACCCACCACGCGUGGCGCUGCGAUCGGACGACCAGCGGCUGCACAUAGCCAGCGUGCUGCGGGAGGACGCAGGCAUCUACCAGUGCUUCGUGCGCUACGGCGACGCCACGGCCCAGGCUAGCGCUCAGCUCAGGCUUCGCGAGGUCCACUCAAAGCGGAGUGUGCAAAACCGUGUCAGCCGGCGCUGGAACGGCCAGAACAGCUACCUCAAGUCGAGGAAAGAGACGCCUCCCGAGCUGAAGGCCGUGUUCACGCGCAAGCUGGUCGAUCCGGGCGAGCGAUUCUCACUCCGCUGCGUGGCCUCGGGCAACCCGCUGCCGCGGGUCACGUGGGCGCUGGACGGCGGCAUGGUAGGAGAGAGCCACCGAGUGCACUACGGCGACUUCGUCAGCUCAGCGGGCGACGUCAUCAGCUACGUGAACGUGACGUCGGCGACGCGCGACGACGGGGGCCUCUACCGGUGCGAGGCCUCGAACGACCUGGGUACCGCGUGGCACGACGACCGCAUCGACGUCCGGGGUCCACCACGAGUGCGACCCAUGGCCAAUCUGACCGUCACCUCGGGCACCACUCUGGUGUACCACUGCCCUUACACGGGACACCCGGCACCGAAAGUCACGUGGAGUCGAGGUGGCAGGGAUCUUCCACACAACGAGAGGCAGCGUGCCUUCGAAAACGGUACCAUUGUCAUCACUGACGUCACGCGUGAGGCUGACGAAGGCGUCUACACGUGCCGGGCUACGACACCUAAGCAGGAAGACAGCAAAGACCUUAAUGUCAAGAUCAUCAAAAAGACGGUUCUGAACCCGUUCAACUUUCCCAAGACGCUGGCCGAAGGGAUGCAGGUUGUGAUCACCUGCUCGGUGCGCUCUGGCGACACGCCCAUCAAGAUCUGGUGGCUCAAGGACGGCGUGCCCUUCAGCAAGACGCAGCUGAACAUCCAGGAGGCGUCGCUGGGGGACCUCGGCUCGAACCUGGUCUUCAAUGAGGUGGGCCGGGCGCACAACGGCCGCUACACUUGCGUUGCAGAGAACGAUGGCGGAAUCACGAACCACACGGCCGAGCUGGUUGUUUUCGUACCGCCAAAAUGGAAGAUUGAACCGAGCGACAAGUCCAGCAUCGUCAGGUCGAGGGUUACUUUUGACUGCCAAGCGGAGGGCCAUCCGCCACCACUCAUUCGAUGGAAGAUAGCCCUCGGAGACGAUGCGGGCAAGGCGUUUAAGUCCAUAAUCAGCAAUUACCAUAUGCAGAUGUUCGAAAACGGUUCGCUCAUAAUCAACGACGUCGAGCCCAAGGACGCCGGGCAAUACCUCUGCGAAGCGACGAACGGAAUCGGCGUCGGACUCAGCACCGUCGUUCGUCUUUCGGUUCACGUGGCCGCACAUUUCAAAGUAAGCUACCAGGCUCUUCGUGUGAACAAGGGUGAGCAAGCCCGGCUGAUAUGUGAAGCUUUCGGAGAAAAACCGCUCACGAUAACGUGGAAGAAAGACAACAUGAUCCUCGAUCAUCGCUACAUAUCAAGGCAAGACGACACGCCAACUCCGGAUGGUCUGACUUCAUCGCUUCUCUUCGCUGCCACCGAAAGAAGUGACUCUGGCUUGUAUACCUGCCUCACCACAAACAAGUUCGGGAAGGAUGAAACCAACAUCAAAUUACUCGUGCAAGAGACACCCGACCCGCCUGAUGACAUUCGAGUUGCAGAAGCGACCAGUCGACGCAUCUCGCUGCGCUGGAAUACGCCUUUCAAUGGGAACAGCGAUAUCCUCGGCUAUUUCGUUCAAUGGAAGGAAGUUUCCGGUUCCUGGCAGAAGGAUUCUCGACACAUUGAGGUACCCGGCUCCAACACGUCGGCUGUGCUGGAUGACUUGGAGCCCAUCACUGCCUACCACUUGCGCGUUCUCUCUGUGAACAAGUUCGGGAGGAGUGAGCCCAGUCCUAUGAUUUCUGUUACUACGGACGAAGAAGUGCCUUCAAAACCGCCUGAGGACUUGGUUGUUGUGCCAGUGACUUCCCAAACCCUGAAGGCUUCGUGGAAGCCCCCUCCGAACUUUUCGGCUCAUGGACGGAUCCGCGGCUAUUACGUCGGCUACAAGCCAGUUGGGUCUGGCGAGUCCUUUGUCUACAAGACCAUCGACGUUUUGGACGGCUUCGUGCCCGAAAUCAGCAUCAACAACUUGAAGCGCUCUACUAAAUACAGCGUCAUCGUCCAGGCGUUCAACGGGAAAGGCGCAGGGCCACCGUCCACUGAAAUCACUGCUCAAACUUUUGAACAUGAUCCACCUCUGCCGCCUGUGAUCCACGUUGUGUCAACCUCGGCGAGUGCCGUCACCGUGUCGUGGGAUGUGUCGGCGAAAGAAGCGAAGCCCAUUACAGGGUUCGUGCUGUACUGGAAGUCGGAGACGGGCGACUGGAGCGAACAGGGAGUGGAUGGAGCGGCCACGUCGCACACGUUUCAAGACCUCAACUGUGGCACACGCUACCAUUUCUACGCGGUGGCCUUCAACGAUGUGGGACGCAGCGAGCCCAGCUCCAGCGUCAGUGCCACUACGUCUGGAGGAGCUCCCUUGGCACCGGAGAAAAACGAGCUGCUCUCCAGCAACUCCAGCGCGGUGCAGCUGAACCUGCGCUCUUGGAAGGACGGCGGCUGCCCGAUCCGCUUCUUCACGCUGCAGUACAAGCUGCGCGGAGAGCGGGAGUGGACUCCUGUGCCGGAGACCAUCGAUGCGGUUGCCUCCGAUACCUACGCACUCGGAGGCUUCCAUCCGGGAUCGUGGUACCACCUACUCAUGUCCGCCUCCAAUGACGCCGGCUCAACCGAGGCGCAGUUCGUCUUCGCCACGCUCACUGCCGGAGGAGCCACUAUACCCCCGAUGACUCUGCACCCCGAAGAGAGCACGGCGUUUCCUCGGAGCGUGACCCUCGUGGUGCCCAUCAUUUGUGCCUUCGUCGUAGUGCUGGUCAUCGGUGCCGUGGUCUACAUGAUGUGCAACCGCCGAACCAGAACCCACGAUUACAGUGCCACGGCUCAAGUUUCUGAGCGUGCGUGUGGCGGUGACAUGAAGGGUGACUCCAUCUCGAUGACGUCCGUUGGCAAGAAAGUGUACGAGGCACCCCGCGGUGAUCCCCUCUACUUUCCCUCGCCCUACGCCACCACGCACAUUUCGGUGUACUCCGGUGACGCGGACUCACCAUCAGGUGGUGCGCAUCGGGGCCACCCGAACGUGGCCAUGGGUGGCGGGGGUGGUGGCGGAGGCGUUGCUGGCGACUGCGGUCCACUCACCGGUCGACCGGAACACACCUAUGACGUGCCAUUCCCGCCAAAACAGUUUCCUACACAGAUGCCACGGGAGUUUGAUGGAGGAGACCCACAUUACACAUCCAUCUUCAGGACAAACCAGAAUGGUACAACAGAUGGUGAAGGGCACUGGGAUGAGCUCCUCCUAGAACGAGCAUCGUACAAUGCAACCGAAGCAAGGUAUGAUCGGCUACCGAGGCAACAUUUCAGCCUGUAUGGACAAAAGGCCGAGCAGAAACCUACAGAGAGGAUCUCGGACGAGGACAGCAACCCGGACGAAGGGGAGAACCGGGCAUUUGAAGGAAACACUGCCACGUCGGAGAACUUGGAAAUGUCUGAAGCCGAAUGCGACCGAGACUUUCAGAUAUAUUCUAAAAAAGGUCGAAACCUCUCGCUCGUGCAGUACGGGAAGACGAGACCCGCGCAUGCCGUGUCCUACGUGACGUACCACUGAAACGUCGAGCUAAAGUGACUCCGCAUACGGACGAGAGAUCAUCGGUCGUUGCCCCGAACGUCACCCGGAUUCAGGCGUCUUAAGAAAGCGCUCAGGAGAAAUCCCUUAGACGGAUGCUUCGGCUGAAGCCCACAGACGUGCAAGUGCACGUGACUUGAGCUUCGUGGUGGCGACGAUGCAUACAAUGUGCUCACUCGCGAACAACCACUGUGAUAAGUGAAUGGAAGUGGUCGAAUUGUUGACACCAGGGCCAUAUUGACGGUCCUGUGUACGUGGCCAGUGCAAAAAAAAAAAAGAAAGGACAAUGAAGAAGAGAAUCAAAAAAGUACUUCUGUGAAGUUUGUGAACGUUGUUGAGACGCUGCGUUUAACGGAUUACACUGAGCGGACGUGUGUUUUUUUUUUCGUAUUUCGCUGUUCAAAACGACCCUUACGGCGUGAGUGAGGAACAGUACAAGCGCCGCCUUGAGCUUUGCGCUUGCUUGCCAACGUUGGGUCAUCAGUUGUGCUUCCAUAAAGACGACGUGACAGCGCGCCCACUUGUAAAAAGAAGACACAAGAAAAAAAAAACGCUAACUCAAGCACAAGGUGCUGAGCUUGUUCACAGUUUGUUGUUUGACGUUUCAACGUUUGUACAACUUACCAGAAGCACAUGAACGAUCAUAUAGGAAAAGAUCGUGUGUCUCACGUAUAGUGAUGUGUUGAACUGCAAGUUAGAGAUGCAUUUCCGUACAUUUUACGUGCAAAACAUAGAAGAAGCGAGAGGAAUUUCCCCAUCCCGGCACAUUUCCCGCGUUAAGAUACAUCGUGUGUUAGGGCUAACGAAACUGAAAAGAUUUCUGUGAAAUUUCUUUCACCAACUGUUCUGCUCAAUUAGCACGUUGGUUUUGUGCGAGUUUUAUUUGUAGUUUCUGUCACCCAGAAGGCAGCCUGUUGUUCUUCCUGAUUAUGGAAUGUUGAUGCCGCACUUGGUGAUUAGCGCUGUUAAUUAGCAGGCUGUGUCUAUCCUUGAAAACUGCCAAGCGUUAUAGACUGAUCGCUUACAGUCAGAGGGAACAGCUCUAAAAAUUAUACCCUGUCGUUAUGCACACGCAAUGUACCAAUGCAAAGAGAUUGGAGUUCGAAACCCUAAAGAUACGGUAACGACUUGUGUCUGCACACUUUAUCGACAUGAAAUAUUGUGCGCUUUGCGCGCGAGUGUUAGCGUGUUUACGAUGGUGUCUUUCCAUUUGUUACGUUUGUUGAUAUCUCACGCAGAUGCAGCGAUUAUAUAGUAAAGUGAUUUGGAAACUUCAUUUUGCGGGAGAGUGUUGUCCUUCAAUUUUCAGCAUGUCACCUAUGCGAACACCAAACGUUAGCGUUGUGCACCAGUGUAAUGUUUUCUCUGCUUCGCUGCCAAAAAAGAAUUCGUGGUCUUUCCUUGCGUUUUCUGAUGCGGUCAGGUACUCGUGUUACUCUGAAAAUAAGCCGAAGUAAGCCUAAACAGCGUCCCAUUUCUUAAAUGUAUUAUUACUUACUUUCUUUAUGUUUCCAACUUUCAGGAAGGGACGUUAACAACUCCAUUCAAAGCUGUAGCAUAAGUGAAAAUUUACAUGCCUAUCAUGAAAAUUAAGGCACCGAGAAACAUCAAAUCAGCGUGUAGCCGGCUUCUUACGUGUAUGUUACUAACAUUUUCACGCAACACAUAAGCAUUGCUCGCAAGUGAUUAUCGAAAGUGAAUGAGCAUCAAGCAACUAAAAUGUGGACCUUUCUGACGAAAGUCUGCUUUCUUCACAAGUUUUAUACCCUAAUGAAAGAAAAAUAUUGUUUGCGAUGUGUAUUGCAUAACAUGAGAUAUACAACUUAUGCACGCUCAUGCCGGCUUUUAAUAUCUAAUUCCGUUAAAAUGACGUGGUUAAAAUAUUUUCACCAUGGUUUCUCCUAUUUUUAUUUCUUCGUUUCGCUUGUCGUAGAGCAAUGAUAUGCAACAUUUCAUUGUAGGCACACUUUUAGAGAACUUUUUUCGUUAAAUAUUGCAACUAACUUAAACUUUUUGCUAUGCUUAUGGCGCGACACCCUGUUAGGCAUCUAUCCCCGAAGUGAGAGCUUCGCCAGAAAUAUUUGGGGUAGUAAUUUGGUGAAGGCAAGUAAAGAAAGCAACAGCUGCAGGAAGGCGCAGGGACGAAGACGAGAUGAAACUAAGGUAAUAAAAUACAACAAAGUUUUGUUUCAUUUGAACACAACUUUCAUCCUUCUCCUAAAACUCGCAGUUGGUUCACUUCCGGUUGCACAAUUACGACGUCAUUCUGAUUCCUUUCUCAUAGGAGACAUUUCUUACGGAAAUUCCUUAUGGCCAGGGUAAAGGGACUUUUUUUCUUGUUCUUCUGUAGAAAGUCAAUGAGUAUGUGCUGUUGUCAUUUUCAGAGGCGGAAAACUGUCCUGCGAAAACGUUCUAAAUCAUUGUGCCUCUAGUUAUGAAAACGUUGUAACUAGGCAUUAUCGUUGACGUCCACUCACAUAAAGUCACCAUGUUACACUGCCCACUUGGUCGCCAUAGUGAGUUUAAGGUAUUUGAAAGCUUUCGCCUGUCUUUCUGUGUUUUCCCAUAAUGAUCCACGUUGUUUUGAACAUGACCAUAAACGCAAUCGCCAAAAUUCCCGAUCAAGGAGAUCGCGCGUUUCCUAUUUUUUUUCUGAAGGUAAUUGGUUUAUAAAAUUCAGGAACACGCAAUGGUGCCUUUCCAUUUGUGUCACAGAAAGCAUGUAUAAUGUUGAUAUGGUGUAAUAUGUACAUUGUUUAUAAAAGAUGGUUCAUUAAAACUUGCGACGU